Molecule: messenger RNA, 2906 nt
Organism: Coniophora puteana RWD-64-598 SS2
Lineage: Eukaryota; Fungi; Basidiomycota; Agaricomycetes; Boletales; Coniophoraceae
Exons: 27
Coding region: 72-2789 (905 amino acids)
Biological process (GO): proteolysis; peptide catabolic process
Cellular component (GO): cytoplasm
Molecular function (GO): zinc ion binding; peptide binding; metalloaminopeptidase activity
Source: RefSeq, a predicted model, not a curated record
AGUGGAUCCCACUCUUCCUUGAACCACUUCCAACGACAUCCAUCGUGAAUCCUGUGACUUUGGAUAAGGAGAUGGCAGCAUCCAAGGACGGCCACCGCCUGCCCACCGAUGUGCGCCCGACGCACUACGAUCUCGUCGUGCGCACCGAUUUGGAGAAGGAGGUGUUCCAGGGCAUCGUGAAGAUCAGCUUGGACGUAACCACCGAAACCUCCACUCUCGUGUUCAACACCACCGACCUCGACCUCAUCGACGCGUCCCUCUCCUCGGACGCACUGGGCUCCGUGCAGACGCCCACGUCGCAGUCCUUUGCCGCCGAGUGGGAGGAAGGCACGCUGUCCUUCGCCCGCGCGCUCCCCGCGGGAUCGAAGGCGCAGCUGCGCAUCGCGUUCGCGGGGAAGCUCACCGGCGCGCUGCUGGGGUACUACAAGUCCGAGUUCACCGAGAACGACGGGAUGAAGGGGAUCUACACCCUCACCCAGUUCCAGCCCAGCGCCGCGCGCAGGGCGUUCCCGUGCUGGGACGAGCCCGCGCUCAAGGCGACGUACAGCGUGUCGAUGAUCUCCCGCGCGCACCUCGUCAGCCUUGCGAACAUGUCCGCCGCGUCCGAAGGGCCGUUCGAUCCGGCCGCCGAGGCCGCAAAAGACGAGAACGUCGCGAAGCUGUUUUCGGUGAUGUCGCCCGCGGACCAGCAGGCGCCCGGCGAGUGGAAGAUCACGCGGUUCGAUACUACGCCACCGAUCUCUUCGUACAUCGUUGCAUACGCCAACGGACCGUUCAAGUGCCUCGAGAGCUCGUACAAGAGCCCACUGAGCGGGAAGGUCCGCCCGCUGCGUGUGUACACGACAUCUGAGAUUGUGCAUCAGGCCAAGCAUGCACUUGAGAUCACCGAGAAGGUCUUGCCCAUCUAUGAGGAAGUGUUCGACAUCGAAUACCCUUUACCGAAGCUCGACACGCUCGCGGCGCACGACUUCGACAUGGGUGCUAUGGAGAACUGGGGUCUCAUCACAGGACGGACGAACUGCUACCUCAUGGAUCCCGAAAAGAUCCAGCUGAGCAUGCUGAAGCGCAUUGUCGUGACGCAGUCGCAUGAGAUUGCGCACAUGUGGUUUGGAAACAUCACGACGAUGGAGUGGUGGGAUAAUCUGUAUCUGAAUGAAGGUUUCGCUACAUUUAUGGGCGAAUAUAUCAUCGUAGCCAGACUCUAUCCCGAGUGGAAGGUGGACUCGGAGUUCCUCACCACGGAUCUGGCCUCCGCUCUCAUUCUGGAUGCGAAACCAUCGUCACACCCGAUUGAAGUCCCGUGCCCGGACGUGAAUCAAGUCAACCAGAUCUUCGACGGUCUUUCGUAUGCCAAAGCUGCGUCGGUGUUACGGAUGCUUUGCAACUACGUCGGCCAAGAACGCUUCAUCAAGGGUGUCUCUAUCUACCUCAAGGAGCAUUUGUAUUCGAACACCGUCACCAAGGAUCUCUGGGAUGGCAUCCAGACUGCAACAGGCACUGAUAUCCCGAAGAUGAUGGAUAACUGGGUCAAGAAGAUUGGCUUCCCUGUCAUCACCGUGACCGAGAACAAGGAUAGUAUUACCGUCCGUCAAGACCGGUUCCUCGAGACGGGACACGCCGAAGCGAAAGAUAAUGAGACGAUUUGGACCGUCCCUUUGGCGCUACUUACUGUGGACGAAUCUGGGAAGCCCCAUGUCGACAACACCGUCGUUCUCGACACCCGCGAGAAGACGAUUCCGCUUGAUACCAGUAAACCGUACAAGCUCAACGCUAGCACGUAUGGUGUCUACCGCGUCCUGUACCCCGAAGAACGUCUCUUCAAUCUUACAAAGGAAGCUGCUAAAGGCGAGGAGAUAUUCUCACUCAACGACCGGAUUGGUCUUGUACACGACGCCUUUGCGCUCGCCAAGGCCGGUUUCCUGACCGUCAGCGCCGCACUUACGGCUGUUGAUAACCUCCGCAACGAUCAGGCUUCUUAUGUUUGGGAUAGCAUCUCCCUGAACUUGCAAAUUCUUUCCUCAACUUGGUGGGAGAAUCCAAAGGUGCUCGAGCCCCUGAACAAGCUCCGCGCGUCCCUCUUUGGACCUAUCGUGCAAAAACUCGGAUUCGAUAAUGGUCCCAACGACGAUCCCAGCACUAUACAACUGCGAAGCACUGCCGUAGAACAGGCCGCUGCUUCCGGUGAAACCUCUGUCGUUGAAGAGCUGAAGAAACGCUUCGCGCGUUAUAUGGAAAGCGGAGAUGACUCAGGGAUCCCUGCAGACAUCAUGCGCCCUACGCUACUCGCUGGUGUGCGACACGGUGGGAGGAAGGAGUUUGAGUUCGUCAAGAAGGUACAUGCAGGUGCUGCGACGCCUCCUGCUACGACUUUGUCAGCAAUGUUGGCGUUAUGCCAGGUCCAGGACACUCAGCUCGUCGAGGAGGUCCUCGAGUACAUGCGCACGACUGUCAGAGACCAGGACCUCAUGUACUUCUUCCGGGGUCUUCAAAGCAACAAUGCUACACGACGCCGCGCUGCUGAGUUCCUGAAGGCGCACUUCGAUGAGGUCUCCGAUCGCUUCCCAGCUAGCUACAAGAUACAAGAUAUCGUCUCUAUGACUUUCCGGAACCUAACCAAGGACGAGGACUACGCCGUGAUCGUGGACUUCUUCAAGGAUAAGGACCGCUCGAAAUACAACAUGGCGUACGAUCAGAUGUUGGACAGCGUUCGUGCAUCCAAUGCGUGGAUCAAGCGCUCGACUGCUGAUGUCGAGCAGUGGUUGGCUGAUUGGUCAAGGAGGUCUUCCUAGUCAAUGAAAGCCCCGAUUUGACGGAACUAAAUGUAUCAAUGUAUUUUAUGCCAUAGGCCACUUCUUUUCAGAAUUUUUGUAUGCAUACCUCAAAUGAAUCCCGGUGUUCGUCGUUUG